Scomber japonicus (chub mackerel) is the source of this 3728-nucleotide messenger RNA. It is a transcript of the gene mcamb, whose product is annotated as melanoma cell adhesion molecule b. Lineage: Eukaryota; Metazoa; Chordata; Actinopteri; Scombriformes; Scombridae. The record is from RefSeq and is a predicted model, not a curated record. Bases 40 to 1980 code for a protein of 646 amino acids. The transcript is spliced from 17 exons.
CACUCCCUGAACACACAGCUUCAGCACUGACCAACCACCAUGGCUGUACAGGACAGUGGCGCUCUGCUCGUCGGACUUCUUCUCCUCUUUCACACCUGGGGAGCAUGGGCUGCUGUGGAGGUGAGCAUGGAGGACAGAGUGGAGGUUUUCAGGGGACAAACAGCUCAGAUCACCUGCAUGUUCCAAUCGGAUGAUGGCGUUGGUGGAUUGACAAUACAGUGGUCCUACGUGAUACGGGGGGUUGAGAGGCAGAGGAUCUACUAUCAGGACAGUACCACAAAUGAAAUAGACCGACACACACGCUUCACAGAUCGGAUCAGUGUGGAGGGGAACGGAGCCACUGGACAGGUGGUGUUGACCAUCAGGGACGUGCAGCUGGACGAUGAACUGGAUUUUAUCUGUCAAAUCAAAAGUCUCACAGACGGGAAAGGGGAGGGACUUACGAAGCUGAAGGUGUUUGUAAUACCCGAGCCUCCAACCAUUGAGGCUGUUGGAAAAGGGAUCUCAAUCAAUGAAGAAUUCCCAUCCAAGAUUGCGACUUGCGAAGUCAAAAAUGGCUUUCCCAGGCCGAAUAUCACCUGGUACAAAAACGGCAUUCCACAGUACAAUGUUCCUGAUGUGGUAGCUGUGUUGCCCACAGUCACUGUUGAAUCCAGCGGUCUUUAUUCAGUGAAGAGUGUGCUGAGCCUGAAGGUGACCAAGGAGGACAAAGAUGCUACAUUAUACUGCGAUGUCUCCUUUUUUGUUCCUGCAGAAACCAGGAUGUUCGAGUCCAAAAAUUUUACUAUCACUGUAUAUUACCCCUCCACUUCCGUCAAUGUGUGGGUGGAGUCACCAAAGGGCAAAAUCAAGGAGGGGGACUCGGUCGAGCUUCACUGCAGUGGCGACGGCAAUAUGCCAUCCAGCUAUACUAUCAAGAACAAAGAUGAGGAACAUUCAGACUCCACUUGGGUACUGGAAAAUGUGACUCGUCAACAAAGUGGAGCUUAUGAAUGUAGCUCUCUGGAUACGGACACCUAUGAGGAGAUGACCGGGACUGUCAAUGUGUUUGUUAACUAUCUUGAUCCUGCUGUGGUGAAACCUGAUGGCCCUGCUGAGUUGGCCAUAGGAGCAGAGAUGAUGGCUACUUGCAAUGCCCUUUCUUCUCUCACGACACAGAUAACCUGGUUCAAGGAUGGACAGGAGAUUUCAAAGGGAAACACUUUGAACCUUAAGGAUGCAACGGUGGACACCGCAGGGAUGUAUAAGUGUGUGGUGACUGCCCCUGAGAUUGAGGGAAUGGAAACCAGCGGGAUGCUUGAAGUUUAUGUCCAGAGCCCACCAGAGAUCACAAAGCCAGACAGCACGGACAUAGAGGAGACUUUUGAGAAUAUAGUCAAACUGGAGUGCAAAGCCAGAGGUUUCCCUGUUCCAACUGUCAUGUGGACCACCUCUGAUGGAAAGGUCCUCAAGACGGCUUCCCAAGAAGAAACCAAAGAUGGCGUCCUCCUCAGUGUGACCAGUUUUAAGGUGACCUCUGACGUCAUGGUCUUUUGCAAUGCCUCCAACGCGUACGGCACUGACAUGGUGACCUUCAACAUCAAAGCCACUACACACACCACCACAUCAGCCACCACCACCACCUCCCCCACCACCAUUAGUAGCACUACCACUACCAUUUCCUCUGCCACAGUCAAACCAGAAACAGCUAUCCCACCAAAGAGAAUCAAGAAAGAGGGCAGUGGUGUUAUCAUUGCAGUCAUCAUUAUCUGCAUCCUGCUGCUGGCCGUCUUGGGGAGCGUGCUCUACUACCUCUACAAAAAGGGCAAGAUCUGUGGCCGAUCUGGCAAGCAAGACCUCACCAAAGAGAAAUCCAACAAAGAUAACAUUGUGGUAGAAAUGAAGAGCGACAACACGGAGGAAGCUGUGCUCCUUGGGGUCAAUGGAGAAAAACAACCUACGAGCGACCAGAGCGGUGAGUACCUGGACGUGCAGAAGUGAGGAGGUGACUGCAGAUAGACAGCUGCUCCUGUUCUUCCCACUCAGACCCCGCCGAUGCCUUCCACUUUCCACCAGAUCUCCUUAUUUUAGAGUUAUGUCAAGGAAUAGCUCGGUUGUCUGUCAGUCAGUCGACAUCAUGAUGGACCACUGAGACUCAAAAUCGUUCCAAGCUGCAGCCUCUUGCUUUCUCUGCUAUCCCGGCACAUUUUUUGUUGGAAUGGAACUAGAGCUUUAAGAAGAAGAAGCGAUUUGACAUAACUCUAGCUAAUUAAUCUUCCACCUUUUAAAGAACUGUACCUCUCAUUACUAUGAACUUUGUGUACUGCUGAUCAUCCGUAGAACUAUAUUUAGAGCACAACGUUGACCAGGGACGUUUUUUUUUUAUAUCCGACUAAGCAUCACCUCAAGCAAUCACUGAAGAGCAGCCUGAAACCGCUUUUUAUCAAAUGUACAUAUUAUAAUCUAUGUAUAUAUUUCUUUAUUUAAAAUAACAUGAUAGAAGAAAAAAAAAAUCAACCAAAAAUUAAAAUGACCAGAUAGUGUUUUAUUCUUUCCUGGCCUCUCUUGAUGGAGAGCAAGGAGAACGUAGGUAGUUUAAGCCAUCUUGUUUUUAUGUUUUGUUUUGUUUUUAAAAAAUAUAUUUUUGUCCAUGUUUCCUGUUUUGCUGAAGUCUGUACACUGAAAUUUUUUGGGGGUACACAGAUACUUCUCCCUACAGCCAGUUCCAGCCUUGCCUUCACCCACCUUUUUGCCUCUGAGCUUUAACUUUUGGGUCAUUUAAUCACACAGCAUUCACAUUUGCCAUUUUUUUUUCUCCCUCUCACUCAACAGCUAACACUUCCAUCUUUACGCUCCCCAGUUUGUGUUUAUUAAAGAAGAUAUUUUUGCAGGACGGGUUAAUAAUCUGUUUGACAUGAAGGGUUUUUUCUUUAGUUUUCGUUUUUGAUGUUUUUUUUUGUGUGUUUGAGUUCAAGCAUUGCCAACAGUAAAAAGUUAAACCUUAGAAAUCAUGUUCAAAGCUCUACAGAAAUAUCAGCAAAGUCCACAUUUUGUACUGUUGACUACAAACAGUAGUUAUAUUAUAUUUAAUGUUCAGUGCACUGAUUUUUCAUGCUUAUUCUUCAUGCAGUGUUGCGUUUCUAAUGUGAAACUGUCUUUUGUUGUCGGUUUAAUGUAAGUGUUUAUGGAUGAACUGUUAGCCAGUUUUAUUUCUUUUCUUUAUUUUUUUUUAGAAGGAUGGGGGUAGAACAGAUUGGUCCAUGGUAGAUAUGGUUCACGGCAUGAAGUCGCCCUCCAUAUAAGGCAGACGCAUCUCUGUUGAAUGCAUUAAUUCAUGUGUUGAGUUCAUAUUUAUUUGAAAUAAUCUGUUGAGUCUCACCGAGCCCCCCUCAGACAUGACACCCAUUCCUUAUCUUCAAUACAAAUGAUUUUCAUGACAACCAGUCACAUGGCGACAUGACCAAGGGAGGAGUAUGAAUGUGACUCCACAUAUGCAAAUGACAUUUGAAGACAAUCAACAAUCCAGCUGUUCUGUGCAGCUGUCUCACUGACCCUGCCUACCUUUGUUAGUCUGUAUGUUUCUGUUUUUGACCCAGUGAUUUUGGAAUUUUGAAAUCUAUGAAAUGCCUUUUAAUGCCUUAGAGUUGUAAAAUGUAAAUUAAAAUCAUUGAAGACAUUCAAAUCAAUCCAGUGUACCAACAAAUUCAUUGUUUGCAGUUUUUGAAAAUUAUACCAAAUAAAGAUUGACU